Molecule: messenger RNA, 1170 nt
Organism: Drepanopeziza brunnea f. sp. 'multigermtubi' MB_m1
Lineage: Eukaryota; Fungi; Ascomycota; Leotiomycetes; Helotiales; Drepanopezizaceae
Cellular component (GO): cytoplasm
Molecular function (GO): flavin adenine dinucleotide binding; electron-transferring-flavoprotein dehydrogenase activity
Source: RefSeq, a predicted model, not a curated record
AUGUCGAUCUUAAAGAACAUUAUUGUCGUUGGCGGUAGUUAUGUCGGUGUCAAUGCAGCGCAGCAGCUGGCGUCGAAAUUCUCGGGUCACUUCAGAGUUCUGUUGAUCGAGAAGCAUUCGCAUUUUCAACAUUUAUUCGCUUUCCCCCGCUUCGCCGUCACCGACAAGGUCGACACAAAGAAGGCGUUUAUUCCUUUCGUUCCUGGAACGUUCGCUGCCUGUCCCCCAGGAUCAGGUAGCUUUGUGCAAGCAUCGGUCACCGGAGUCACGAAAGAUUCCGUAAACCUUGACAGGAAAGUCGAAAUCGAUGGGCAGUUGCUGGAUAGCAUCCCAUUUGCUUAUCUCGUCAUCGCAACAGGCACCAAACUCACUCCGCCGUCUACAAUCCCCUAUGAUGGUAAAGCCGAAGGAGUAGCAUACCUGCAAAACCACGUUCAGAAAGUUAUCAGCAGCUCCUCGAUAGUCAUCAUUGGAGCCGGUGCCGUGGGUGUACAGAUGGCGACUGACAUCAAGGAGCUCUACCCAGAGAAAUCAGUCACCCUCGUUCACUCCCGCAAAAACGUCAUGAACAGAUUUAACACCAAGCUCCACGACCUCAUCGCAGAACGGAGUGCUGAAUUGGGAAUCAACCUGAAACUAGGCUCGAGAGUGAAGCUUCCACCUGGAGGCUAUCCAACAGAUGGAAGCACGUUCGACGUAGAGCUGGAAGAUGGAGCGAAGAUACCCGCAGACUUGGCGAUUAUAGCUACCGGCCAGACCCCGCAAUCGGAUCUCCUGAAAGAACUGUCGCCCGAGUCGGUUGGCGACGAUUCGUUUGUUCGCGUAUCCAAGACAUUACAGCUUCUUGACGAAAGAUACCCGAAUAUUUUCGCUGUUGGAGAUGUAGCAGCGACCGGAGCGCAUAAAGCUGCCAGACCAGCUGUUCGACAGGCCGCACUCGUCGUGGAAAACAUCCACCAUCUCGUCCACGACGAGCCGCUGGAGCACUACGAAAUUCUGGAACCGCCAGCUAUUCACAUGAGUCUGGGAAUUACCAAGAACGUCGUGUUCCGCGAUCCGGGACCAGACUCUCCUGAGCCGACGAUAAUACCUAGAAUAGAUGGAACCCUUGACAUGAAUAUAGACGGCGUGUGGGAACGGAGAGGUGGUGGGCCAAAUGCUCUCUUGUGA